AAUGCAGCAUACAAGUGAGUGGUGAACUGUAGAUAAUAUACUUCAGUGAUACUGAUGGAAAGGACAAAAGGAAAAAUGAGUGGAGAAACUGUUACUAUGGCUUCUGAAACUACUUAAUAUUUCAGCAGAACUCAGGACUCUUCACCUGCACCACUGUUAAGGUCCAUUUGGUGAAUUGUGAACAUCAGAACAUCAGCUGACUUCAUCGAUCCCAAAGUUCUUUAGUGACGAUGAUGUUCAGGGCAAUGGGGCAAAUCCUGGUGAAUAUUGUAGCAGAAAUCAGGACUCUCAGGACUCUUCUUCUCCUGCUGUGCUGUUUACUGUGUGAAGCUGGAGACGAGACGGUCACACUGCAGGAAGUGGAAGGAACCACUAUAACUCUCCAUACUGGGAUAACUGGGAUUCAGAGUGAUGCUCAUAUAGUUUGGUUUUAUGGACCUGAGAAAGCAAAGAAAAAGAUAUUGAACAGUCAGGUGUUUAAAGGAGAAACUGUUACAGACAUCAGUGAGAGAUUUAAAGAGCGACUGCAGCUGAACAGAAUCAGUGGAGCUUUAACCAUCAGGAACAUCAGCAGAACUGAUUCUGGAGUUUAUUUAUUACAAGUCAAUGGACGUCUCUUAUCUAGGACUUUCAGUGUCAGUGUUUAUGCUCCAGUAUCAACUCCAGUAAUAAUAAAUGAAAGAGGAAAGCGAAGUGUGAUUUCCACAGAGUCGUGUUUCCUCCUGUGUUCUGUGGAGAAUGGAGAAGAUGUGAAGUUAUCCUGGUACAGAGAGAAUGAGAGAAUCUCCAUCACCAAUAACACAGAUCUCAGUGUUCCCCUCAAUCUCCCACUUCAAAUACAACACAAUGACAUUAACACUUACAUCUGUGUGUCUGCAAACCCUGUCAGCAAUAAAACAACUUCUCUCAACAUCACACAGCUCUGUGACGUCUCAGAUAAUCGUCCCCGUUCACGGUUUCCUGCUCUGAUAUCUGCUGGACUUUUUGUGUUAUUAAUUAUAAUAUUACCAACUUUGUGGAUUUGGCUGAAAAAGGCAACAUCAGAACAUCAGCUCUGUAACGUAGAUGGUGUUGGUGCAUGGAAUCAAACUAGUGUUUUAUCAGCUACUGGAAGCUUCAGCAGCUACAGAAGUGAUGUUGAUGAACUUCAUCGAUCCCAAAGUUCAUUAGUGACGAUGAUGUUCAGGGCAAUGGGACAAAUCCUGGUGAAUAUUGUAGCAGAAAUCAGGACUCUCAGGACUCUUCUUCUCCUGCUGUGCUGUUUACUGUGUGAAGCUGGAGACGAGACGGUCACACUGCAGGAAGUGGAAGGAACCACUAUAACUCUCCAUACUGGGAUAACUGGGAUUCAGAGUCAUGCUCAUAUUCAGUGGUUUUAUGGACCUGAGAAAUUAGAGGAAAAGAUAUUGGACAGUCAUGUGUAUAAAGGAGAAACUGUUACAGACAUCAGUGAGAGAUUUAAAGAGCGACUGCAGCUGGACAGAAUCAGUGGAGCUUUAACCAUCAGGAACAUCAGCAGAACUGAUUCUGGAGUUUAUUUAUUAAAAGCCAUCACUGGACGUCUCUCAUCUAGGACUUUCAGUGUCAGUGUUUAUGCUCCAGUAUCAACUCCAGUAAUAAUAAAUGAAAGAGGAAAGCCAAGUGUGAUUUCCACAGAGUCGUGUUUCCUCCUGUGUUCUGUGGAGAAUGGAGAAGAUGUGAAGUUAUCCUGGUACAGAGAGAAUGAGAGAAUCUCCAUCACCAAUAACACAGAUCUCAGUGUUCCCCUCAAUCUCCCACUUCAAAUACAACACAAUGACACUAACACUUACAUCUGUGUGUCUGCAAACCCUGUCAGCAAUAAAACAACUUCUCUCAUCAUCACACAGCUCUGUGACGUCUCAGAUGAUCGUCCCCGUUCACUGUUCCCUGCCCUGAUAUCUGUUGGACUUUUUGUGUUAUUAAUUAUAAUAUUAAUAAUUUUGGGGAUUCGGCAGAAAAAUAAAAAACACAAGCAAGCAAAAUGGAAGAACGAGGACACAGAAGAACGUGGCUGCAGUGCCAAAGAAAGCUGUCAGCCGUUGGAGCUGCUGGAUAGCCAUGAAGCAGGUGAAGAGGAGCCUGAAACUCCGAGGAGUUCGGCGGACAGUCUGGAUAUUGAUGGCGUGACAGGUUUACUGUGUGAAGCUGGAGACGAGACGGUCACACUGCAGGAAGUGGAAGGAACCACUAUAACUCUCCAUACUGGGAUAACUGGGAUUCAGAGUGAUGCUCGUAUUCAGUGGUUUUAUGGACCUGAGAAACUAGAGGAGAAGAUAUUGAACAGUUAUGUGUAUAAAGGAGAAACUGUUACAGACAUCAGUGAGAGAUUUAAAGAGCGACUGCAGCUGGACAGAAUCAGUGGAGCUUUAACCAUCAGGAACAUCAGCAGAACUGAUUCUGGAGUUUAUUUAUUACACGUCAUCACUGGACGUCUCUCAUCUAGGACUUUCAGUGUCAGUGUUUAUGCUCCAGUAUCAACUCCAGUAAUAAUAAAUGAAAGAGGAAAGCGAAGUGUGAUUUCCACAAAGUCGUGUUUCCUCCUGUGUUCUGUGGAGAAUGGAGAAGAUGUGAAGUUAUCCUGGUACAGAGAGAAUGAGAGAAUCUCCAUCACCAAUAACACAGAUCUCAGUGUUCCACUCAAUCUCUCACUUCAAAUACAACACAAUGACAUUAACACUUACAUCUGUGUGUCUGCAAACCCUGUCAGCCAUAAAACAACUUCUCUCAUCAUCACACAGCUCUGUGACGUCUCAGACAAAUCUGAUGAUUCUCCUUCACUGCUUCCUGUCCUGAUAUCAGCUGGAGUUUUCCUGCUACUAAUACUAACAGGAUUUGUGUGGGUUUGGCUAAAAAGAAAACACAACAAGCUCCUAAAGAAACUUGAGGAAGUGACUUUCACUGAGGUGACAAUUACAGCUCACAGUGCAGAGAGAGUUAAAAAGGAAGAAAAGUCCAGAAUAACAGAUGGUCAAGAGCUGAAUACCUUCGUGAUGUACUCAGCUGUGGAGACACUGACAUAAUUCAGUACAUACUUAUUUAUCAAAACGAUCUUUACAUGAUAAUUAAUUAAUUUCUUUUAUAGGUCACUGAUCUAUAAUUCAUUUAUAUUUAAUAACCUUUGAAUAUUCGAGUUUGGAUUAAAAAUUAUUAACAUUCUCAAUCUUUGUACUUCAUUAAACUACAAUUAAAAACAGUUUGCUCUUCAAGUAGGAGUUUUGUAAUUAGUUUAUUUAUGUAACAGUGAGUUAUUGCUGCUAUGUGCAAUACCAACACUGACCACAAGGUGGUAGCAGAUCAGAAAGCAAAUCCUGAUCAUGAGCAUCUGUAAAUAUUAUUUCUGUUUGUUUGUUUUUGUUUGCUAUCCACUGAAGACACUGACACCUAACUCUAACCCUAACCCUAUGAGACGCAGAUCUUUACUUCUAAACCUUUUCAGUUGAUCAGAAACAGUGUGACUAAUACAGGUGAUUGACAGGUACUUCUUGUUGCUCAGGUGUGUGUCUGUGUGUUUAGAUUGAUUACUUCAAUAGUUCAUAGGUGAAGACUGAGUUUGUUAAAAAUGAGAGCUGUCUAUGAACCAAAGCCCACAACUGAAAAACUGAAGAAGCUGAAAAACAAGCCAGGAAAAGCUACAGAAAAGAUGAAUGGAGCAGGUUGAUGAUGUCAGAGUUAUUGCAGCUGUUAGUCAGGGUACUCUGUCUCCAUCAGAUGCUCUGGUCACCUAUGAGAGUGAAGUCUGAGGGUUUACAGUACACACUGUCAGUAGAUAUCUGACUCCAAAACUCUGACUGGAUCUGAGUUUUCUAUGACUCCACCUCUGACUCCCCUAUGUCUCUACUCUGACUCCUCUGUGUCUCUUUUCUGACUCCUCUCUGACUCUAACAUUAGCCAUUUAGUCUUCUCUGUGACUCCACUCUGGUGUGUGUGACUCCUCUAUCUGCUCUGACUCGUAUGUAUGUGACUCCUCUGUGUCUCUCACUCUGCUGUGACUUUUCACUGAUGUGUCAUAACUCUGCUUUGACUCCUCUGUGACCCCUCUGUAAGUCUCUGACUCUCCUGGGACUCAUUUGACUGUGACUUCUCUGGGUCACGUAAAUAACGGUGUGACAUUUGUCAUUUUUUUAAGGACUUCAUGUUUUUUGUCUGUUAUAUUUAUAAGCUCACUGUAUCUGAAGUGUUGAAAAAUAGAAACAAGCGUUAUUUAUAAUGUAUAAAUGUUAUAUAUGUCUAAAAUGUUUUUUAGUGUUUAUUUAAAAUCUUUGCUGUAAAUUAACAAAGUGUGUGUUAAAGUCAAAAUAACCUCAUGCUGGAAUUCUAAAUAAAUCAGAGUAAUUCAUAUAUAAGGACGUCUAUGUGCUCCUACUGUAAGAGCUUUGUAGUGUUAAUGUGUUCAGGUGAUCGUGCUCAUGUCAUUUGUAAUAAGGCAAAUGUAAUAAAAUCUGCAUGUUGUUACACCCUGUCUAGGGGUGAAGGUGCAACAUGAAAGAGUACGAGGAAACAGAGGUAACGGAAUAAACAAUAUUUUUAAUGAGUAACAAAUUUCACAUGUACAACUGGGGUUAUGUCUUCAGGAGCUGACAAGGCCACAAUAACUAACAGAAACAACUAAUUGUUGUACCCUUUAAAUUCCCUGCUGUGCAA
Molecule: messenger RNA, 4662 nt
Organism: Tachysurus fulvidraco (yellow catfish)
Lineage: Eukaryota; Metazoa; Chordata; Actinopteri; Siluriformes; Bagridae
Exons: 18
Coding region: 231-3041 (936 amino acids)
Source: RefSeq, a predicted model, not a curated record